AUGUCAGUUUCCACAAUAACAAUUACAAAUACUAUUAAUAAUAACUCAGCUAUUCUUAACAAUAAGAACUCGAAUAGUUCAAAUGUAAUAAUAAAAAAAUUAAGAACUUUAUCAAAUCAAGAGACUGUGUUUUUUAAAAUCUUUCAUAAUCUAGUUAUUGUUAAAGAAAUAUUUAAACAUGUAAGAUUAUUAGAAGAAAACGACAAGUGUAAAAUUAGUUCAUUAAAAGAGUUUUACUAUCACCCAAUGAGGGAAUACAUAUCAAAUUUAACAUUCGAUCAAGAUUUUAACGAAAAGAUACCAAGAAACUUAUUAUUAAGUCCAACAAUUAAAGCAAUUACAUUCGGGUAUCAAUUUAACCAUACUAUUAAAGAGUUUAGAGUUCCCAAUUCAGUAAUAGAGAUUUGUUUCGGUCAUUGUUUCGAUAAACUGUUGGUUAAAGGAAUGAUUCCAAGUUCUGUUAAAACAUUAACAUUGGGACAUAUGUUUAAUCAAGAACUAAUACCAAAUCAAAGUAUUCCAAAUGGUAUUUUAAAUUUAACUCUAGGUUAUGGUUUUAAUAAAAACAUUCAAGUUAAUAGUAUCCCCUUUUCAGUUACAUCAUUAGAGUUAGGUCAUUCAUUUAAUAAACCAUUAUCAAGAAAAGUAUUACCUAGAAAUUUAAAAUCUUUAACAUUAGGAGUAUGUUGGGAUCAUUCAUUAGUAGAAGAGGGCACAAGCUAUCAAUCAAUACUUCCAGAUUCUUUAGAAAAGUUAAAAUUAUUUGCAUUUAAUUGUCCAAUUUAUUGCGAAAACACCAAAAGAUCACUGUUACCCAACUCUUUAAAGAAUUUAAUUUUUGUAUCUAAAUUUAACCAACCAAUGUUUAUAGGAUCACUCCCCCCAAAUAUAGAGCACUUAGAGCUUGGUUUUCACUAUUCUCAACUUAUAGAACGUGGAGUACUACCUCAAAGUUUAAAGUAUUUGAAUUUAGGUAAUAGUUUUUAUUGGGCCAUCGAUAAAAUGGGUAUUAUACCAAACCAAUUGGAAAGCAUAAGAUUCUCACCAUGCUCAUUUCAAAAAAUAGUUAGUCAUGUAUUCCCUCAAACUCUUCAUACAGUUUCAGUUGGAUAUUACUUUAAAGAUUUAGAUAACGUUCCAAACUGGGUUAAAACAUUAGAAGUAUCAAAAGUUAUUCCAAGCAUACCUAAAACAAUUAAAACCCUCAAAUUUAGAGAAGAUUUUAAUAACCUAAAUUCAAUUUCUUCAAUUCCUGACCAUAUCACAAGCCUAGAUACUGGUGAUAUAUUUAACCAACCUAUAAAAUGUGGUAUCAUCGCAUCAUCUAUAACCACACUCAAAUUUGGUGAUGCAUUCAACCAACCAAUAGAAAAAGGUUCCAUUUCAAAUUCAAACAUUCGACAAUUAGAAUUUGGUAAAAAUUUUAACUAUCCUUUAAGCGCACAAUUAUUACCCUGUAAUUUAGAAAUUUUAAAAAUAUCAAAACAAUAUACUAAAAAAUAUUUAAAAGAUGUACCAAAAUCAAUUAAAAUUAUAUUUAGCUAA
Messenger RNA from Dictyostelium purpureum, 1545 nucleotides. RefSeq lists its product as uncharacterized. The coding region runs from base 1 to 1545 and encodes 514 amino acids. NCBI's taxonomy places the organism in Eukaryota, Evosea, Eumycetozoa, Dictyosteliales, Dictyosteliaceae. The record is from RefSeq and is a predicted model, not a curated record. The transcript has 2 exons.